Molecule: messenger RNA, 3763 nt
Organism: Oreochromis aureus
Lineage: Eukaryota; Metazoa; Chordata; Actinopteri; Cichliformes; Cichlidae
Gene: nmur1a
Product: neuromedin U receptor 1a
Exons: 4
Coding region: 1053-2345 (430 amino acids)
Biological process (GO): G protein-coupled receptor signaling pathway
Cellular component (GO): plasma membrane
Molecular function (GO): neuromedin U receptor activity
Source: RefSeq, a predicted model, not a curated record
UCAUGCGUCGCUUCAAUGCUACUUUACUGAGGCUGCAGAGGAGAUUUAGGGUGCUUUGUUGGGAUGUUAGGUGUUGUAUUUUGUAGUUUACAGACGUUUUGGUGAAAAAUCUGAAACCUUUAAAUAUCUUUGGACUGUUUAAAGAAACAAGCACAAACAAGCUUGAGUCUGCAGGUCCAUAGUGAAACUGCAACAUAUACAAUGUGUAACCAGGCAACGCAGGACUUUGAGAGAGCUAUGUUUGGCUCGUUAGACGUGGUACUAAGCAGCAUUAGAAGACAAAGGGAAUAGAAGCCAGGUAAGUCAGGUAAAACAGUCAGUUUAGGCCUUGUUAUUGGUGGAUUCACGUAUACAUUGCUUUUGCAUGAAUAUUAAUCCAUAAAACUGUGUUUGCAAAAACCGAAGACGAGAAAUACACUUCAAACAUGCAAAAACAGCUUAGUGUAGGCAACCUGUAUAGUCACAUAUAGAUAUGUCCACCAAGCUGUGGAGGAGAUGAACAAAAACUAAUUUCUGACUGAUAAGUUCUCUGUGAAAACCACUGCUACACCACUCUAAUAAUGAGCUUUAAGGAAAAUUACCAGCUACACAGCAUUGUGUGAAAGUAUGUUUUACAGUCUACUAAAUUAAAACUGAAAGCUGAGUAUCUGCAAGGGUUUUUAUUCUCAACCUUAAGGGGGAUCUGAGUGAAGGGAGCGCAGCUCGUAUUCCUACUUUAAUAUCAUCAUAGUCAUUUGAAUUUAAGUGUUUGCAAUGGAAAGAACUAUAAAUGUGGUUUUAAAUGUCUGCCUGUGUUUGAACAUUCAUGUCUGAGAGUCUGACGUGCCGGAAGGAUGACAGAAAGGGGGAGAGCGUGUGUGUGUGUGUGCGCGCGCAGUAUGUAUGUAUGUGUGUAACUGCGAGUGAGGCUGGAGGAGAGUGCGACAGACCAGGAGGAGAGUGGAGUGAAAGAGCCGCACAUUGUUCAGACUUAAGGCUUCAACCUGAGUUUACGCAAAGGAAUAACAACACAGGAACACACCGGAGCCAGUGAGCUCGGCUAAGUCGGCAGGAUGUCAGCUUUCAACUGUUCUUUUGAUUUAAUGACUGAAAACGGAGAGUGGCUUUGUCCUAAAGGAGAAGCAUGCACCAAUAUUACUCAUGGCAUGAAUGGGACCUUUCAUAAUCUCACACAUCUGACAGAGCAAGGGUACCUGGAAAAAUAUCUGGGUCCUCGUCGAUCACCUGUGUUCCUCCCCAUCUGCCUGAUGUAUCUGAUCAUCUUCCUGGUAGGCGUUGUGGGGAAUGUGCUGACGUGCACCGUCAUUGCACGCAACAAAGUCAUGUGGACGCCAACAAACUACUACUUGUUCAGCUUGGCCGUGUCAGACCUGUUAGUGCUACUGCUUGGCAUGCCGUUAGAGCUGUAUGAGCUGUGGCAGAACUACCCCUUUCUUCUGGGAACAGGAGGCUGCUACUUUAAGACCUUCUUAUUUGAGACGGUCUGCUUGGCAUCCAUCCUAAACGUGACGGCACUGAGCAUAGAGCGUUACAUCGCUGUGGUCCACCCGCUGCGAGCAAAGUAUUAUGUGACACGUACUCAUGCUAAGAGAGUCAUUCUCACUGUGUGGGGUGUAUCAGUUUUGUGUGCUGUGCCCAAUACAAGCCUGCAUGGGAUUGUCUUCUUGCACAGUUGUUCCACAGACCCUGCUGGAACCAUAAAUGUGGAGAUUCCUGACUCAGCCAUGUGCACGUUGGUGAAACCACGCUGGAUGUACAACCUGACAAUCCAGAUGACCACCUUGCUUUUUUUUAUUCUGCCCAUGCUCACAAUCAGUGUUCUUUACAUGCUCAUUGGGCUGCAGCUAAAGCGUGAAAAGAUGCACCAGGAACUGGAGCCAAAAUCUGGUUUCGGACAAGACAGCUGCUGUAACAUCCGCGCACAGCAGCAGAAGGCACGUCGCCGGCAAGUCACUAAAAUGUUGUUUGUCUUGGUUGUGGUUUUUGGAAUCUGCUGGGCUCCAUUUCACACUGACCGGCUAAUGUGGAGUUUCAUCAGUGACUGGACUGACACCCACUUGGAAAUCUUCCAGUAUGUGCACAUCACCUCCGGAGUGUUUUUCUACCUCAGCUCAGCAGUCAACCCGAUCUUGUAUAACCUCAUGUCAACACGCUUUAGAGAAAUGUUCAAGGAGGUCAUGUGCCAUCGGCCACAUCCCAUCACUCCCAGAAAACAUUCGCUCAGUGUCACCCGGGUGACGCUUCGCAGUACCCUGAGCGACGCGCCGCUCAGCAACGGAGCUGCUGUUGUUGAGGCAGAAGACGAAGAAGUGAGAAUGAAAUAUGAGACCAGUUUUUCUUGUUAAAAACAAACAAACACAUUUUAUGUCAUGUUAUGGGGGACACGUGUUAAGAGAGACUUGCUUGUUCUGAGCCAGUGCAUCCAUCAGCUGUCAUCAACAUCCAGUCUGCACAGAUGCAUCAGCAAAAUAUCUAAAAUAGUCUUAAGUGGAAGAGUUGCAGAAAAAAAGUGCACUCCUCUGCUGAAGCUGUCAGACCGCUGUCUGUUUUGAAAACUUAACCCAUAACUCAGCAAAUCACACACCCCACAUGAACACUAAACUUUUUUAAGAGGGGAGGCUUAUGCCAAUCAAGCUAUAAAAUAUGUUCCAUGAAUGUACACUAGAAUGUCAGCCUGAGUUUCCUGAAGCCCCUUCCGUGUAUAAAGUGCUCAAUACAGGUCACUACCAUACAUUGCAAAAAAAGUAAUGCACUACAUUGCUGUGGUUACAUUACUUUCAUGUUACUCCAAAAAGCACAUUGUUACAUAAUUACCAGUUAACAAUAUAAACUUCUGAUUAUCCUAGGAACCACAAGUAAGCCUGCAGUCUGUCAGUGAAGUGCUCUAUUUGGAUGAUAUGGUCCUGUGAGGUCUUUAAGAUCAGCCUGACUAUGUUAGAUCUUGUAUUUUAGGAGGAGGAUUUUAAAUUAGAUUCAGAAUUUAACAGGGAGCCAAUGAAGAGAAGCCAUUACGUUAGAUAUAUGUGCUCCUUCUAGUCCCCAUCAGUACUCUCGCUGCAGCAUGCUUUUAAAUGAUGACAUCGGUGUAAUCUGAGAACCUGCAUUCUCAACUUGCACUACAAGAGAGAAGUGUGGAACUCAACUAGUCCUGAAAUCUACAGGUUUCUUUAUAUAAUAAUGGCAGGAGGCCACUGAAAAAACAGUUUAUUUAAGCAGGGCCUCAAACAUAACUCCCCAAAUAUCUGCCAAUAGACAUUACCAAGAUGGCUGCCAAGUGGUCAGACUUGUGAACCAAUAAAUGUGAAAGUCAGAAAGAAGCCAUAUUUGUGUGUACAGUAGAAAAUGCUCUAAAUGAUUAAAUUAUUGAGGAGUAAUCUAGAUAUACAGUUUGCAGACACAAUAAUAAAAUGACCAGUUGUGUUGAAUUUAUGUUAUUUGUUAAAAUACUAUGAAUACAAUUUUGAAUGUAAAAUAUUAAUGUCUUUUGAUGUAAGAGGUAAAGUACACUGUAUGUAUAUCAAAUUAUUGGUUAUUUCUAUAAUCACAAACUACCUUGAUGAGCAUUUGAAAAAUGUGUAUGUGUACUUCUUAUACUGGUGUUUUAAUGCUUUGUGUACUCUUAAGAGUGGUAAUAUAAAUGUUCUUUACUCACUGUUGCCGUUCAAAGUCUCAAAGAUGUAACGUUUACACUCAAACCUUUGAAGUGGAUUUUUUCCGAGUAUUAUGUUGAAAACAAAACAUAUUCAAUCUUAGCUGUAAAUGU